This is a messenger RNA of Pelobates fuscus (common spadefoot toad), 1799 nucleotides long. It is a transcript of the gene LRRC18, whose product is annotated as leucine rich repeat containing 18. The record is from RefSeq and is a predicted model, not a curated record. Bases 411 to 1169 code for a protein of 252 amino acids. Gene Ontology annotation, molecular function: protein binding. Lineage: Eukaryota; Metazoa; Chordata; Amphibia; Anura; Pelobatidae. The transcript is spliced from 3 exons.
GUGAAUGCAGGUGUAGUAAUCUGGUAUAAGAUGACAAUGUUUACACGUACACUUUAGUCUGUGUUUAGUCUCUAUAGACUGGCUCUUAACAACCAUUGUUUAUAGCAACCAAGACUAUCAAGGGAUAUGUGAAAAGGGAAGAGAGACAUGCUAGGAGGCCAAGAGACGUGCUGGGACAGUGGGGGGCAAGCAGCAGCACAAAAAGGAUAGUUACAUCACAAAACAGCAAGGCAUAAAGGUAAUCAGUACAUGAAAAUCACCUCCAGUAAUAAGAGUGACUGAGAAGGCGUAAGGACAACGACAGAGAUUCUAACGUAUUUAUUUCAUAAAGGUGCAGUCACUAUUUGGUGAAGAAGGGAUAUUUUAGAGUUGCAAGUGAAUAAACAUCAACUGCAAGAAAAAACAGGAAGAUGCCAAAAGCCAAAAAAGGUCCUAAGGGCAAAAAAAUCAACCUGAAAACAGCAAAAAACUGCAUCAAAGUUACUUAUGAUGGCAAGCGUAGACUGGAUCUUUCCAAAAUGGGAAUUGCAGCAAUGCCAAAGUGCAUUUUAAAGCUUUGCGAUGUGGAGGAGCUAGACCUGAGCCGAAAUCUGAUCCGGAAGAUACCAGAUUGGAUCCAGCGCUUCCAGAAUCUGCGCUGGUUAGAUCUUCACAGCAAUGAAAUUGAAAAGCUCCCAGAGUCCAUUGGCCAGCUACAAUCUCUGAUGCACCUCAAUGUCUGCAACAAUAAGUUGACUACAAAGGGCAUUCCAACAGAGCUCAGCAACUUGAAGAAUCUCCGACAACUUAAUUUAGGGCUUAAUGGUAUCGACAUUGUCCCUUCCACUAUUGGGGCACUGAAGGAGCUGAAUGAAGUGGGGUUGUUUGAUAAUCAAAUUUCUGCUGUGCCCAACAGUGUUCUCAAUUUGCCUAAACUUAAGAAGUUGAAUACAAAGAGAAAUCCAAUACCACCAUCAGAGGUGGAAAUAAAAGCCAAGGAGCAGGAAGCUAUUCAUACAGUUGAAGCACUUCACCUUGUCAAUGAGAAUGAUCUAUGCAGUGAAUGUUCAUCCAAGUGCCAGCAGGAGAGGUGUAGGAUGACCAAACUGAGGAGCAUAGCUAUUCCCGCAUGGAAAAGACAUCUUGUUGGUGACAUAUUAACACCAAAUUCAACAGCUAAAAAAGUUUAAUGUUACCAACAGUAUUUAAAAGUAAAAAUUAAAGGAAUACUCUGGGCACCAAAUCCCCUUAAUAAAUAUAAAGUGGUUAUGGAGCUUGGAGUACCCUGGUGCUGUCUUACCUUCCAGUGUUAAACCGGUUUCUAACUAGUGUCCCCAGGCUCCUGUCAUGCUACCUCUCCUCAGGUGAUCAACUAAUAUGAAGAAUUCACUCGAGUUGUAAUGGGGGGAGGGGGUAGUGACAACAUGAUAACGUCAGAUGACUGACGCUGCCAGUAACAGACCGUCAGUGGAUGCUCUCACUCUAUCCCUUCUGCCCCUCUGUGGCUUCAGUAAUUGCAUGUGCAUUAGCUGAGCAUUAGAGGAAAGGCAGUCUGACAAGCACCUGGGGACACUACUUCUGUGUUAAACUGUUGGAAAACAGUUUAACUUUGGAAGGUAAGGCAGUACCAGGGAAUUUCGGGCACCAUAACCACUUUGUUGGUAUGAAGUGUUUAUGGUGUCUGGAGUGUUCCUUUAAACAAUUUACAUGCCCAGAGUGUUUUUUUAGUUUACCUGUAGGUGUGAUAUGCUGAACAAAUUGCAUUGUAGACUUGGGCUGGUAAUAGAAAUUGUAAACUGCAUUAAAAGCAAGGCUACUCA